AUGGAAUCUAAAAAAAUUGACCCUUCCAAAGCUUGUGUUGUUGCCUUUUGUAACGAUACUCAAAGAAUUAAUAAAUGUAUUGGAAAAAGAGACCCCGAAGCAACAACCGAAACUUUUGAGACUAUAAAACCUUUAAAUAAUAGAAUUUUUUAUGAACCACUUGAUAAAAGAUUUACUUACUUUAGAUUAUUUCAAGAAAUUGAAAAUCGAGGAGAUAAGCUUGAAUUACAUGAUGUUAUAUUAACUUUCGAAGUAACAUCAUACCAUCGUCUGGAUAGUACAGAACUUUUAGAACUACCAGUAGGUGUUGAUAUGGAAGGUGAUGAUAUAACAACCAAUAUCACUCCAAUUCAAGAAGAUUUAGAAUUAAAAUUUUACCUCAUCGAAAUUUGUGACAAAGAAAUAGCAGUUCAACCUGACCCAGGAAUCGGAGAUAUACUUUUAGAUAGAGAUUUUAAAGAUAUUCAAUUUCGAGAAUAUAUAAACCCUAUAAUGGAAUAUACCGAAAAAAUAGGAUGUGAAGGAUGUAUGUUUCAAAAUCAUGUGUUCGAGUUCUGUAUUGACUUUGGUAAAUUGAAAGUCUGUAAAUUAGAAAUUGAUGAAAAUGAUGCAAAAACAUUUGAUAAAGGAAAUUACGCGUUCGUUAUCAUAAUGGAUUAUAUGGACUGGAUGUAUAAAUUCAAAAAAACCACCGGAACCAAUCAUCCAGAAAAUCUCGGUGAAACCUUCGAUUUAGAUAAUGGAAAUUGUGGAAUUCCUUUAUUCAUAACUAACUUAACAAUGGAAUUUACUUGGAAACCUCAUGAAGAUUUCACUAAUAAUAUUACUGCUUUCAUUGAAAUGAUGGAUAAAUGUUGUAAAAAAGAUGAUG
Racocetra fulgida is the source of this 871-nucleotide messenger RNA. Lineage: Eukaryota; Fungi; Glomeromycota; Glomeromycetes; Diversisporales; Gigasporaceae. The record is from the annotation of a GenBank genome assembly.